Molecule: messenger RNA, 2312 nt
Organism: Pecten maximus
Lineage: Eukaryota; Metazoa; Mollusca; Bivalvia; Pectinida; Pectinidae
Product: proton-associated sugar transporter A-like
Exons: 4
Coding region: 74-2224 (716 amino acids)
Cellular component (GO): membrane
Molecular function (GO): sucrose:proton symporter activity
Source: RefSeq, a predicted model, not a curated record
GCUCAUCGACCGAGCUCAGGGCACGUCGAAAUUUCCUUCUCAAAGACGAAAACCUUUCCAAAGAUCUGUCACGAUGUCGAUCGGUCUUCUCACCUCUACCAUCCAGGUCCUCAAGAGAGUAACGGACCAGGCACAACCCUACGUCAUAUCCUUUGGGGAGGGACUAAAUACCCUGAUGGAUGCAGGAAGCGACACGAAUUUUAAGCAUCUCUCGACGAAAAAGUCAAGAUGGCAACUUAUGCGGCUUAGCGCUGCCGUUUGUGGAAUAGAGUUAUGUUACGCCGCUGAAACAGCUUUUGUCAGCCCUAUAUUACUAAAACUAGGGGUCCCUAUAUCUCUUAUGACGCUCGUUUGGUGUGUAAGUCCCCUGAUGGGAUUCCUUCUUGUUCCUUUACUCGGAUCCCUGAGUGAUCGUUGUCGAUUGCAAUUCGGCCGACGGAGACCUUUUAUUUUAUUAUUAUCAGCGGGAAUAAUCAUAGGACUGAUACUAGUCCCAAAUGGAGAGACUCUAGGCGAGUAUAUAGGAGACGAAGCUUCACAUCAUUUCAACAGAACUUUCAAUUCUAGUUUAUAUGACGCAGGUAAUGAUACAAAUCUAGAUACAACAAAAAUUGAAAACAUGGAAAAUUCUACAGCAAAUUCUGAGUGGCACAUUCCCAAAAUCCCAGAUAAUCAUGUUUCUGGCAUCAUUUUAACGAUAUUUGGCGUAGCACUACUAGAUUUCAGUAGUGACGCGGCACAGUCUCCGUGUAGGGCCUAUUUACUUGAUAUCAGUAUUGCAGAAGAUCACUCCGCUGGGCUUACAUCAUUCACGGUUUUGGCAGGUCUUGGUGGUGCUAUCGGGUAUUUAAUGGGCGGAAUAGAUUGGAAUAAAACGAACUUCGGGAAAUCGUUUGGAGGUCACACAAGGGUAGUAUUCACAGUGGUACUUAUUGCGUAUAUAUUCUGUGUAUUAAUAACUGUUACCAGUUUUAAGGAGGUGCCCCUGGACGAGCUGCGAGGCGGCAUGGCAGAACAAAUACAGAGAAAAAAGAAGAAGAAAGGAAAAUCAAAAUACAAGAAAUUUGUAAAUGACGAAACAUCUUCCUCUGAAUCGGAAGACGAAAAUCGAAGUAACAGCAAGAAUCUGAAUCAAACACAAUCUGCAAGUUACGGCACUUUGGAUGAAAGUAAAACAGGAAGCAGCUCUGUAAAGACGCGCAGUUUAAAUGGCCAAUCAUGUUCUGGAAUAGGAUCUACAAACAAUCGAGAAUCUAAUGAAAUAGGUAAAACUGGGCGUAAAACUGGGAAGUGCAAAAGCCCCCUUGACGAAAAAGAUAUCUGCAAAAGCCGAAAAUCUUCGAAUGAAGACGAAGCAAGAGAGAUAUUGAAACAAUCAAUUGAUAAAAAAUCUUCUCGAAAAUAUUCUCUGGAUGAUGAAUUCAUUACACAAAACGUUGGCGCUCGAAGAACAUCCGAUGGCAGUGGUCUACAACAAGACAAAACCGCAAAAUCAACAGGAAAUCCCGAAACCUCAACUGAAAAUAUUAUAACAUACUCGACAGAAGUGACGUUAAAAACCUAUCUGUUAUCUAUCAUCCAUAUGCCCCGGUCAAUUGCUAUCUUAUGUCUGACCAACCUGUUUUGCUGGAUGUCAUUGGUCUGUUACUCGUUGUACUUUACGGAUUUCGUCGGUCAGGCAAUAUUCGAAGGGGACCCCUUGGCUCCAGUUGGAAGUGUGAAACAUGAACUUUACGAAGCAGGGGUCCGAUUAGGGUCAUUUGGGAUGUCCCUGUACUCUCUGUCCUGUGCUAUAUAUUCUUUGUGUAUUGAAAAGCUCGUCGACAGAUUUAAAGCCAAGAAGAUCUACAUUGGUGGCCAACUUGUGUACACAUGCGGAAUGAUAAUCAUGGCUAUAACGAGACAUCGAAUUGCAGCCGUUCUUCUUUCGCCGUCCGCUGGAAUAAUGUAUGCCACUUUAUUCACAAUGCCAUACCUGUUAUUGGCUAACUACCACACCAACAGCCAGUUCUCGACAAAUAGUAUGGACAAGACGGUCCGUGGUCUGGGAACGGACGUGGCCGUGGUCAGUAGUAUGGUAUUCCUGGCACAGUUCAUCCUCUCCGCUUUUGUCGGUACGAUCAUCGACGCCGUGGGUAGCAGUGUAGCUAUCGUUGUUGCGGCGGCCAUCUUCAGUUUUCUUGGCGCUUGCUGUGCAACGCAAGUAAUGUACCUGGAUCUUUAGUGAUGGACAUUGACUUUGGUAAUUGACGGUCAUCUUUGUUCGCGUAUGUGUUGCAAACUAAUGAAAUUAAACACUAUUUUGCUGUUUA